AUGUCUUCUCUCACUCUAUAUCGCGCCAAUGGGGUCAGUUCUUUCAUCCCUCAUGUUAUCUUAAAGGAAUUAAUGAUUCCAUUUACCUCAGUGGUUAUGAAAUCAGGGUCCAGUGGAUGGGAAGCUAUUGACGGCAGUCUCAAUAACCUCAGCUAUCGCAACAUCCACCCCCAAGGAUAUGUUCCGGCAUUGCAAGCGGAGGGGGUAAUAAUCACAGAGCUUCCGGCAAUCAUCACCUACAUUGCGUCAUUAUCUACCGGUGAAAUUAACCUUCUUGGUAACGACAAACUUCAGUGCGCUAAGGUGACUGAGUGGAUGGCGUGGCUCUCUGGCACUCUGCAUGCUCAAGGUGUUUCUAUGUACUUUCGGCCAGAGCGAUUCACAGAUGAUAUAUCUCAGUACGACUCUGUUCGUUUGAAGGGAAAAGUAGCCGUUAUAAAAGGGUUGCAAAGAAUUGAACAGAGUCUGGAUGGAAGCAAUCACCCCGUUGGUGCCAGUGAGACCGCGGUUGAUUUCAUUCUCCCGAUGUUUUGGUAUUGGUCAGUGAGAAUUGGAAUUCCAAACUUGCAAGAGAGUUUCGUAAACUUUGGCAAUUUAGUCAAGAGGAUGGAGCAGAAGGCAUCGUUUAAAGAAGCGGCACAGUUGGAAGGCUUGAACCUAUACUUUGAGUAA
Molecule: messenger RNA, 672 nt
Organism: Trichoderma virens Gv29-8
Lineage: Eukaryota; Fungi; Ascomycota; Sordariomycetes; Hypocreales; Hypocreaceae
Exons: 1
Coding region: 1-672 (223 amino acids)
Source: RefSeq, a predicted model, not a curated record